Molecule: messenger RNA, 1951 nt
Organism: Ostrinia nubilalis (European corn borer)
Lineage: Eukaryota; Metazoa; Arthropoda; Insecta; Lepidoptera; Crambidae
Product: juvenile hormone esterase-like
Exons: 4
Coding region: 62-1678 (538 amino acids)
Source: RefSeq, a predicted model, not a curated record
UGUAACCCACUUGUUUACCAGCAGUCUGCAUACUCGGGCGUGUGGUCCGGUUCUGGUCGCGAUGGUGAAAGUGGAAGUAAAACAGGGCUGGCUGGAGGGGGAGGAGCUGAAGACUUGUACUGGAGAAGGGAAGUUCUUCAGCUUCAAGGGAAUACCGUAUGCUGUGCCACCUUUGGGGAAACUGAGGUUCAAGGCACCUCAACCUCUUCUGAAAUGGGAUGGUAUUAGAAAAGCCACCAAAUUCGGGCCUAAUUGUCCACAAGUAGACAUAGUUACUGAUGAAUUGAUCUUAGGCAGUGAAGACUGCUUAUACCUAAACGUUUACUCGCCAAACCUUAACCCUGAAAUUCCAUUGACUGUCAUGGUAUUCAUUCAUGGAGGAGGCUUUAAAAGUGGCUCAGGAGAUGACGACUACUAUGGUCCAGACUUUCUAAUGGCCCACAAUGUUGUCUUGGUUACAAUCAACUACAGACUGGAUGCUCUAGGAUUCUUAUGCUUGGACACUGAAGAGGUCCCUGGGAAUGCCGGCAUGAAGGAUCAAGUCCUUGCUUUAAAGUGGGUUCAAGAAAAUAUUGCCAAAUUCGGCGGAGAUCCGAAUAAUGUGACCAUAUUCGGAGAGAGCGCGGGGGGUUCGUCGUGUGGAUUACAUAUUCUUUCUCCUAUGUCGAAAGGUCUCUUUAAGAGAGCUACACUGAUGAGUGGGGUGCCGUUUUGUGACUGGAGCCUGGCAUUUGAGGCCCGGAAAAGAGCCUUCGUACUUGGUAAACAAUUAGGCUUAGAAACUCAUGAUCCAAAUGAACUCCUGGAAUAUCUUCAAUCGCUACCAGUUGAAAAGUUAAUUAGCCUCAGUCCUUGCUUAACCCACUUACUCCUACCAGAGGAAAUUACAAGCAACAGGCUUAAGAUGUAUUUCUUCACGCCUGUCGUGGAAAAAUACUUUGGUCAAGACCAUUUUAUCACACAAGAGCCAUUUGAUAUAUUGAAAAGCGGCAAAAUCAACGACGUUGACAUUUUAAUUGGUUACACGAGUCUGGAGGCUUUGAUAGCUAUACCAUUUCUUGAGCGAGGACUUCUAGAACAAUACAACAGAUAUCCGGAAUUACUAGUGCCGAGGGAAAUAUUGAAUGAAUGUCCGCCUCGGAAAAUCCUAGAACUUUCAGACAGGAUCCGGGAAUACUACUUUGGAAAUAAAUAUUUAACCACCGAGAUUAUGAAGGAGUUCCUUAUCUAUAAAAGUAAAAUUGCCUUUAAUGUUGACAUCUAUAGAUAUUUAACUCUAUUCAAAGAAGUUGCGAAAUCGAAAAAGUAUUUUUAUAGAUUUUCGUCUUUCUCCGAACUUAAUAUUUUAGGCGUUUGGGGAAAGAAGUAUGAAAUUGAACAAACGUCGCAUGCAGAUGACUUGAUGUAUUUGUUUCAUGCAAAAGGGCCUAAUAUAAAGGUGGAAAAGAAUAGUAAGGAAGAAAAAAUGGUGAGAUUGGCAUGCACCUUGUUUACCAACUUUGCCAAAUAUGGGAAACCUACACCAGAUUCUUCCUUAGGAAUAUCUUGGCCGGAGUAUGAUGACAAAGAGUCCUACGCUGAUAUAUCCGAGUCCUUGACAAUUGGGCAGAAGUUAGAUGCUCAGUGUAUGGCGUUUUGGAAGUCUAUCUACGACGACGCAGGGAUGCAGUUCAUUUAAUAGUUCUUUCGUUCGUUAGUUUCAGACGAAAGACGUCCACUGCUGGACAAAGGCCUCCCCCAAGGACUUCCACAAAGACCGGUCCUGCGCCGCUCGCAUCCAGGCACCUCCCGCGACCUUCACCAGAUCGUCGGUCCACCUAGUGGGAGACCUGCCCACGCUACGUCUUCUUCCUUCCUAAUUCAUUUAUAAAGAUUUCAAAAUAACUAAAGAAAAAUUUAACCGCCUAAGGCGGGAAUUGAACCCAAGGCCUUUCGCUUGCCGGGCGACUGC